Molecule: messenger RNA, 1933 nt
Organism: Gasterosteus aculeatus aculeatus (three-spined stickleback)
Lineage: Eukaryota; Metazoa; Chordata; Actinopteri; Perciformes; Gasterosteidae
Gene: cdc20
Product: cell division cycle 20 homolog
Biological process (GO): positive regulation of anaphase-promoting complex-dependent catabolic process; anaphase-promoting complex-dependent catabolic process; positive regulation of ubiquitin protein ligase activity
Cellular component (GO): anaphase-promoting complex
Molecular function (GO): ubiquitin ligase activator activity; anaphase-promoting complex binding; protein binding
Source: RefSeq, a predicted model, not a curated record
GAAUGAGCCAAUAGCAGCAGCGCUUUCUGGGAUUUAAACCGUGUAGCGUCAUCGUCACGAAAUUCAAAAGUUGGAAAGAGACACCAGCGAACGACCCGUGUCGAACGAGAGUUUUCCACGUUUUCCCAAAGAGUGUGAAGAAUCUGGCUAAAAUGGCGCAGUUCGGAUUUGAGAACGACAUCCACAGCAUCCUGAAGCUGGACAUGCCCAUCACCAACGCUCCCAUGGCGAGGUGGCAGCGGAAGGCCAGCUCGUCCAACGCGGCGGCCCUGAGCGGCUUGUCGCCCGGCAAGUCUGCCAACGCGUCGCUCGGCUCAUCGAAAACUCCCAGCAAAACCCCAGGAAAAAACAAAAAAGUAACGCCGUCUAAGAUGGGGGGCGACCGCUUCAUCCCCACCAGAAACAGCAAACAAAUGGAUGUGGCGAGUUUCCUGCUGUCAAAGGAGAACGAGCCUGUGGAUGCAAACAAUUCAACCAGCACGGCGGAAAGCCAGAAAGCCUGGUCCAUGUCGCUAAAUGGAUACAACCUUGAAGACGCAAAGAUCCUGCACCUUGGAGGGAAACCGCUUAAUGCUCCAGAAGGUUAUCAAAACAACUUGAAAGUGCUCUACAGUCAAGGCGCGACUCCGGCCUCUGUCAAAAAGACAAGAUACAUAUCGUCCUCCCCGGACAGGAUUUUGGACGCCCCUGAACUUCGAAACGAUUUCUAUUUGAAUCUGCUUGACUGGAGCAGUCGAAACGUUCUCGCUGUUGCACUUCAUAACAGUGUUUACCUGUUGGAUGCCACACAAGGAGACGUCACUUUUCUCAUGUCGUUGGAGCGCGAGGAGGAUUACGUCUGCUCGCUGUCCUGGACCAAAGAGGGAACGUACCUAGCCAUCGGCACCAGCGACUGCAAAAUUCAGUUGUGGGAUGUUUACAACCAGAAGCGUCUCCGCAGCAUGUCCAGUCAUACGUCGAGGGUUGUAAGCCUCAGCUGGAAUGACCACGUUCUCUCCAGCGGCUCAAGAUCGGGACACAUUCACCAUCACGACGUUCGGGUGGCGGACCACCACAUCUUCACGCUCACCGGUCACUCGCAAGAAGUGUGUGGGCUGCAGUGGUCCCCUGAUGGGCGAUACCUGGCCAGCGGGGGCAACGACAACAUGGUGUAUGUGUGGCCCCGCGUGCAGGAGGGCACCGCCAGCCAGUCGGUCCGCUCCUGGAGUGAACACCAAGGAGCUGUUAAGGCUUUGGCCUGGUGUCCAUGGCAGCCAAACAUCCUGGCAUCUGGAGGUGGCACCAGUGACCGCCACAUCCGCAUCUGGAAUGUGAACAGUGGCUCCUGCAUCAGUUCACUUGACACUCAAUCCCAGAUCUCGUCCCUCGUGUUUGCGCCGAACUAUAAGGAGCUGGUCUCUGCCCAUGGAUAUGCCCAUAACAACGUGGUUAUCUGGAAGUAUCCGGCGCUCUCCAGGGUUGCAGAGCUCAAUGGCCAUGAGGACCGAGUUCUCAGUUUGAUUCUGAGCCCCGACUGCUCUACUGUUGCAACCGUUGCCGGGGACGAGACUAUCCGUCUGUGGAAGAGCUUUGAGAUGGAUCCUGUGAAGAAGGCCAAAGAGAGGCUGGUCAAAUCCACCAGUGGCGUCAUUCAUCAGUCAAUCAGAUAACCAGCGUCGUUGUGCUUUCUAAGGUUUUUUUUUUUUUUUUCCUUUUUUAAUUCUUUUAGUCUAUGCUCAUGUGCAAAUGUUUUAUUUAAUCUACAAUAAAGAAGUCUACCCAGUUCUUUAGCUGUGACUGGAAAUUUACUGCUCUUCUAGGCGCUGUAAUUUUUUAUUUGUCUCAAUUGUAAACCGGGUUACCAAUGUAUUGAAGUACAAAAGUUAAGUGUUGGGUUUUUUAGCAAAUGUAUUUAUGACCUUCGCUUGGCUUUUUGUUAUAAUUGGGAUGCAUU